Molecule: messenger RNA, 1094 nt
Organism: Triticum urartu
Lineage: Eukaryota; Viridiplantae; Streptophyta; Magnoliopsida; Poales; Poaceae
Source: RefSeq, a predicted model, not a curated record
UUGACCAGUCCAGUGAAGCCAGCCAUGGCUUGCAAGAUCGCCAGCAUGUCCUCCUCUCUUGCGGCGCUCCUCCUCGGCGUGCUGCUGCUCUCGCGCGGCGGCAUCAGCAACGCGGCGCGGCACCUGGAGGAGCCGGAGGUGCCUCCGGAUCUCCCGGCACCUCUGCCCAGGCCGGACUUGCUGCCGCCGCUGCCCAUACCCGACGCGCUGCCAAAGCCGGAGCUGCCGCCGCUGCCCAUAACCGGCGGGCUGCCCAGGCCGGAGCUGCCGCCGUUGCCCAUACCGGACGUGUUGCCAAAGCUGCCGUUGCCGGAGCUGCAGCCGUUGCCGGAGCUGCAGCCGUUGCCUACACCUGACGUGCUGCCGAUGCCGGAGCUGCCACCGCUGCCCAAACCUGACGUGGAACCAACGCCAGAGCUGCCACCAGUGCCCAAGGGUGAGGAGCGACAGAAGACGGAGCUGCCUCCGCUGCCAACAGGUGAGAUCGCACCACAACCGGCUCUGCCGCCUCUUCCUACAGGCGACCUUGCGCCCAAAGCAGAGCUACCCAAGAUAGACGAGCCGACGAAGACGGAGCUGCCUCCACUCCCGACCGGUUAUCUUCCGCCGAAGCCAGAGGUCGAGCUGCCACCCAAGACAGAGGAGCCACCGAAGCCGGAGCUGCCUCCACUCCCGACCGGUGAGCUUGCACCGAAGCCAGAGCUGCCGCCACUCCCUACCAGUGAGCUUGCACCGAAGCCGGCGCAGCCGCCACUGCCCAAGCCCGCGGAGCCAAAACCAUGAUCACUCAACCACGAAGGAUUCCAUGCAUGGUGCAUGAUAUAUUUUGAGUCCUCUGUCCAUGACGAGCUAGCGUGGCCUGCCUGUCAUCCAUGACUUAUGAGUCCUCUGUCCAUGAGUACGUACCUGUCGAGUUAUUGAGAGUAUUUGAGAUCGUACUAGCACACAUACCCGUGCGUUGCAACGGGAGAGUACGCAUUUAAAAUCAGUGAGAAUUAUAUGUGCAAGCAAAACCCUGUGUGCACACGAAAAAGGAAUAUUUAGCUUUUCGGUUUCGCCUCGCGUGAAGGAUUUGUGCAGCUAUUUUUGCAUUA